Effrenium voratum is the source of this 1528-nucleotide messenger RNA. NCBI's taxonomy places the organism in Eukaryota, Dinophyceae, Suessiales, Symbiodiniaceae. The record is from the annotation of a GenBank genome assembly.
AGCAAAGUACGGCAACCAGAGCGCCCACUUCCGUGCAACGUGCUCGUCGCAUGGAAUUGGUCGCUUCACCACCACUCCGACUUCCCUUUCUGGCUCCGCGGGCGGCGCGGGCGGCGCGUAUGCCGCGGUGGCAGAGGGCCGAAGCCAGUGCCUCUGGCCCUCGCACCGUGGCAGUGAUAGGCGGAGGAGUGGCUGGCUUGGCGUGUGCCAAGCGCCUGGGAGAGCUGGGCGUCUCUGCGACGGUCUUCGACACCGGGAAGCGCGGCCCCGGCGGCAGAGCCUCCUCGCGGCAGUGGCGAGGGCAGGUGGUGGACCACGCGAGCCAGUUCAUUGCCACUACCGACCCGGAAUUUCGAGAGCUGAUUGCCUCAUCCGGAGCCGCUCGGCCCCUGCAACGCUUUGGGAGGCUGCGGAAGGAUGGCUUUCAACCAGAAGAUGGCGAUCGCUGGGUGGGAAUUCAGGGCAUGGGAGGCAUUGUCAGCAAGCUGGCGGAGGGGGUGAAUGUGCGCCAGGACAUUUGGGUGCCUCCAUCCAACGGGCUGAGUGUAGAAGAUGGCAGCUGGAGCGUGGCAAUCCCGGGCCCAACUCGGGCAACGGAGAGGUUCGAUGCUGCGGUCAUUGCCCACAACGGAAAAUGCGCAGAGCGGCUGACGUCCUCUACACCAGCCCGCGAGGUGCACGCGCUGCUCCGCACCAACUUUGCUGCCAGCGUGACGCGUGCGCAGCCUGGCUGCGGAAGAUUCACUCUGAACCAGAUCUACUCCUUGCUGUUUGAGGUGCCAAAGGGGUUGAUGCCCACCGACUUCGCCGCCGCCUUUGUAGAGAACGAGCCCAUUCUGCGAUGGCUCUCCUCGAACACGGCAAAGCUUCAGCAGUCUGCAGAGUGCGAGGUUUGGACAGCCUUGAGCUCACCAUCCUUUGGCAAGCAGCACAAAGCACCGCAGGAGUUCCUUGAAGGUACCGCCAAAGAAGCGGAGGUGAUCGAGCUGAUGCUGGCGGCAGUGGAGAGGGCCGUGGCUUUGCCUUCCGGGAGCCUCCAAGCAGCGAGCGCCACGAAGCUGCAGCUCUGGGGGGCAGCCCUGCCCAUCACACGUUGGGCCAGCAGGGACGCAACGGAUUUUGCCUGGUCCUCUGCUCACCGCAUCGGCAUAGCAGGCGACUGGCUGAGCUCCUGCCCAGAGAGGGCAUCUACCAUCGAAGCAGCUUGGCUCUCCGGAGUUCGGCUUGCAGAGCAUAUCGCCAAGCAGCCGGCGGAGGACGCCGGAAUUCAGCUAGGCGAGUCUGGGGGAGCCUUCGUGCCCGUGGAGGCGGACUUUGGCGGCGGGGGCUCCGCCCCGGGUGCCUGGGUGGACCCUGAAAAGGGCAAGGGCAAAGGCAAGGGAAAAGGACGCAAGGGCUGGAAAGGAUAGCACGUGGAAAAGUCGUUUUGCAUCAAAGUGCAUCAAAGUACUGCGCAGUCCUAGGCGGUAGGCACGGUAGGCACGCAGUUAUAGGCUCACGGAGCAAAUAUUGGACAACAGAGUACCCA